ACGUCGAGGCCUAGUUCUCGAGAAAAGAAAGAGCAACCCAGUUUCAACUAGUGAAAGGCAAACAAUUACGACAAGGAGAGAACCUUCUUUUGUAUCCAAGUUGUUGUAGAGCUAACCUUUUAAGUGCCUUCUAGCCAAUGUAUCGCUUCGGAAUCAUGAAUUUGUCUAAUGUGCGUGUUAACAUUAACAAUACAAGAACUUAAAAUAUUAUAUAACUCAAAUAACGGCUACACUUGACCGAGCAAGUCAACACAAAUAAUAUCCAAGGAGUUAAACAUUUUCCUCGUGGGAAAUAAACGGGUUUGAGUGUGGACAUGUACGUGUCUGUGCUCGUCAGCUUCAGAUUUCAUUUGACAAAAAGAAAACUACCUCCCAAUUCUCCACGGUCAUGUGAUUUUAAUUAUUUAAACAAACUAUGAAAUAUAUCAUUACAAUCCACUACAAAUAAAAUUGCAUAUGCAAUACGAAAAUAUGUAUAUUGCAAUUGGUUAUCAUUUGACAUAUUUAUAUAUUAUUUAUUUGCGUUUUAAAAAGAUAUUUAUUUAUUUUAAUGAUUAAGUUGUUUUGGGUUUGAAGAUCUGUAUAGUUUUUAAGGUGAGGCAAAAAAAUUAAAGUAACUUUUUUUAUGAGACGGUUUCAACCGUUCUCAAAAUUCAUUGGUUGAAUUUUUCAACAUCAAUUUCGAUUUUGUGUCUCUUUUCGAACGUGGGCUUUAGGACAACAAUUGAAGAUUUUUUACGGGUUUUUUCUCUCGUUAGCCACAUUUAUCUUUCUUUAUGUUUUAGUUAUGUUUGAUUAUCAUUUUACUGUUGAAUAUCUCUCUGAUUGUAAUCGACUUAGUCCAUUGGACGCUUAAUUUUAAUAUAAGUAUUGGUUGUUCUGAAAAAAAAAAGACUCUUUUUUUUUGAAAAAAAAAAAAGACUCUUUCUAACGGAAAUCGAACAUAUGCUCUUUUAGAUUUUUACUAAAUGAUUAAAGAGUUUUAGCCAUAAGCCAUGUAAUUAAACUCCACGUUGGCGACAUAUACUUUCGAUGAUAUUUGACUCUUUUAUACCUUAAAUUUAUAGUUGUACUAUUUUGUAAGGAAACCCCAUAAGACUCGAGCAUAUUGUAAGUGAAAGAGAGAUGCCACAGUUUCUGGUUUUUCUUCUUUUUGGGACAAAAUAAAUCAUUUUUCUUAGAUCUCUGAAUUGAACGGUCAAGAUUGUGUAUUAUUUCAGGAGAUUAAGAUCCUACAUGUCCCACGUGCAUAAAAACUGCAUCAUCUCUCUCUCUCUCUUUCAGAGUCUUUUGUCUAUAAAAAGCCUCUCGGCCCACACUUGUUUGAAGACAGUACACUAACUCAAAAGACAGAGAGAUAGAGCAAAAGAAACCUUCCAUUUCAAGAAAGCAUCAUUCUUGUUUGUUGGUGUGUCCGAAAAUGGAAGAUCUUGAAGAUGAGUACAAGAAUUAUUGGGAAACCACAAUGUUCUUCCAGAAUCAAGAACUCGAAUUCGACAGCUGGCCGUUGGAAGAAGCGUUUUCGGGUUCCGGUGACUCGAGUUCGCCGGACGGAGCAGCAACCUCUCCGGCUUCUUCAAAGAACGUUGUCUCCGAGAGGAACCGACGGCAAAAGCUUAACCAGAGACUCUUCGCUCUCCGAUCAGUCGUUCCCAACAUAACCAAGUUGGACAAGGCAUCUAUCGUCAAAGAUUCAAUCGACUAUAUGCAAAAACUUAUUGAUCAAGAGAGAAGACUAGAAGCAGAGAUCCGAGAGCUGGAAUCACGAUCAGUAUUGCUAGAAAAUCCUAUAAAAGAUUAUGAUUGCAUCAAUAAUUUCCUUGAAAAUCAGCAGCAAGAUCUCUUAGACAAUAAUGUCACGAGAUCAAAGAAGUCCAGGCAGAUGGAUUACAAUACUUCUGGAUCAUCAGUUGCUGGACUACAUAAUCAAUCCCUCAUUGAAGUUCUCGAAAUGAAGGUGACGUGGAUGGGAGAGAGGACAGUGGUGGUAUGCAUAACAUGUAGCAAGAGGAGAGAAACAAUGUUGCAGCUUUGUAAAGUAUUGGAGUCUUUGAAUCUCAACAUUGUCACUACUAACUUCUCUUCCUUCUCCUCUCGUCUCUCCACCACUCUCUUCCUCCAGGUAACUUUCUCUAUCGAUCUUUUUUAUUUUUACAUUUUCAAAUGUGUGGUAAAUUUGCUACAUUUUGUGUUAAUUAGCACAAAUGUAGUGAAACAUAUAUCACUGUUUGAGGUUAAAGUUUGAACUCUAUAUAACGGAAUUACAUUUUUUUUAAAUGUCUUGUUUUGGUUCAUACUUUUAUUUUUCAGUGAUCGAAUUAAGUUAUACUAUCUCCGUUUCAAAAAUAUAAUUUUUUUAGUAUUUUUCACACAUAUUAAGAAAACACAUUAAACUACCAUAAUAAAUAUUUUAUUUUCUGUAAUUUUCAAUAACUUUUAAUAAAUAUUAAUUCAAUAAAGUCAAUUAAUUUUUUUGAAGUUUACAACUUUUUUCAUAGAAAACACAAAAAUACAUCUUUGUGAAACAAUUUUUUUUAAUAUAAAAUUUAUCUUAAUGGAACGGAGGGAGUAUGUUUUUUCGAACAAUCAGUUAAGAACAUUCUAUCAAAAAUUGUUUAGAUUGAUAUUCUGAUGUUAAUUAGCUUUAAAACUAGCUGAUGGCACUUGCCGGCUUUAAAUACACCGACCAAACAUAUUUGUCCAUUUAUUCGGUCACAACUAUUAAGAUUUUUAGAUAUUAGUAAAUUAUAUAUAUAUAUAUAUAUAAUUUAUACCAAAUUUAGACCUUAAUAUAUAUUUUUCAUUUUGGUAAUUUGGGAGAAAAAAAUUGUCGCCUGACGGCACGUAGACAACCUUUCAAUCAAUCAAUUAUGCGAAUAAAAACAUAAGACUAAAUAGUCAAAACAUGCUUUAGUAAAAGUGGAUUCAUUAUUGGUUACAGAAAUUGCUUGUUCUUACAAAAAUGAUUAAAA
Messenger RNA from Brassica rapa (field mustard), 2972 nucleotides. Its product is annotated as transcription factor bHLH27. Gene Ontology annotation, molecular function: DNA-binding transcription factor activity; protein dimerization activity; sequence-specific DNA binding. Gene Ontology annotation, cellular component: nucleus. NCBI's taxonomy places the organism in Eukaryota, Viridiplantae, Streptophyta, Magnoliopsida, Brassicales, Brassicaceae. Gene Ontology annotation, biological process: regulation of DNA-templated transcription. The record is from RefSeq and is a predicted model, not a curated record.